UGCGAGAGAGAGAGAGAGAGAGAGAGAGAACGAGAGCGUAACUGCAUGUGAGACAAGGGGGAGGUGAACACAAGGAGGACCUGAAAAAGGGCUGUACAACUAGCCAUUACAUACACACCGAAGCACUUGGGAGUACAGGAAGUCGCAUAUCACUGACUCCUUGGAUCCUGGCAGCAGCGGAGCUUCAUCCAGUGGCCUUUCAUUUCUCUAACACAACUAGAGGUUAAGACAUUAAGCCCUGUCUGGAUAUGCCAUAUACUUGCUCGAGGAGUCUCUCUCAAGCAAAUAAACUAUAUGUCAGCUCUGAUGGUGGGUUAAAGAUCAUAUCGCUUGGCUUAAGCUACCCAGAGAGAUUUGAUCAGUAAUGCAAGGAUAAAGAAGGAAAACUACAGAAACCAUCUGUUUACAAUACAAAUAUAUGGAUUGAGCACAGUAAAGCCUUGUUUGAAAGUUAAGCGAUUACAAUUGCUGCAGUCAGAAUGUUUGGACGACCUUUCAGCUGAAUGUGUUUUUUCAUGUGCUAAUGAAUCGACAGGAAAGCACCAAGCUCUGCCCUUCAUCUUGACAUUGUUGAAACGUUUUAAAAGCAGGGGCUACGCGUGUGCCUUUAAAGAAACAGUCUGUCUCGGAGGGGAUUGCGAUAAACUCAAGGGACGUGUUUUGGUGACUGACUCAAAACGAAAGACAAAUAUCUGGAUAAGAGAUCGAAACCAGACGCAAAUAGAACAGUCUUCCAGCCUUUGCCGCAUUUGCAAAAGAGCAAAUCCAAGUUGUGAAAUUUUCUUGGCACUUUUCCAUGGGAACUGGUCCAGGGUGCAUUGAGAAGUACCUCCAGGGAGGUCUUGUUAGAGUUUGAAUAAUAUUGCGUGGAUUGAAAGCAAAAGUGUAUUCCUCAGCUCAUCUCUGUGCGGUAGCGGGUCUACUCCGAAGGAUUACCGUAAAGAAAAACGUCCAGCAAAAUGUAGAGCUUUAAUUUGACUUUGAUCCUGCUUUUGAUCCUUGGUUCUUCACAAUUCGGGAAGCAUAAAACAGCCAGGGGAUUCCAAAACCACCUCAUACAAGGCAAACUUACGCCCCAGCUGAGAAAAAGAAAGCUUUUGUCACACCCAGGCAAGUGUGCCGGUUAAGAGGGUGCUGAGCGAAAGAACAGCGUCUCUUACACGAGGACGGAGCUGCACAGCCGGGAUGGAGUGCAAGCAUGAGCCUGCAAGAAGAGGGGACAGCUGGGGAGGGCCUACCACUACAACAUCCUCUAUCCUCGACAAGACUGGAGCAAAGACAUCCCUGGAGAGGCACAGUACUAACAUCUUGGAGAAAGAUGACCACUGCGGGGUCAAAGCAAAGCCAGGCUUGACGUCUUGCCAGAUGGAGCGGAAAACAAACCUCAGCAGAAGUGCCAGUUUGUCAGAGAAGGAGCUGAAAGAGGCACGUACCAAGAGUCAGAUCAUUGCUGCUCAGCUCCAGGCCAAUUCCAACUCUAAAGGUGUACAACUUUUCAACCGUCGCAGACAGAGAGUGAACGCUUUCACACUCGUGAGUGUCGGAGGAGGGGGAGCGGAGGCAUCUGAGAAUGUAAUUGAUUUAUCUUCUGAAAGUCCACAGACAUGGGUCAAACAGCACUCUACUGAGGACCAGCAUACAGAGUUGAAUCACAGGAACCUCAAGACAGGUCUGACGUGGUCGGCUGGCAGAAUCCGCAGUACUGGUUGUGACAUGGAAGAUGCUAGCAAGGUUACGCGGGAGGAUUUAGCAGAGGAAAGUGGCCUAGAAAGACACUUUCUACCCGUCAAUGAGAAGGAUGAAGAGCUCUCAGAAGACCUUAAAGAGGAUGUUAAGGAUGAGGUUACUCUUAGAAGUGGGAAUACCCUUGUUGUUAUGGACAGAACUGGUCAGGAUGAAGCUGAAUCCAAUGGAGCGUACAAUAAAGAAAUUGCGAAUGGAUACAGUAUGCAGUGCAAUGGAAAAGCAGCCAAGACGGUGACUAAACAGCCCACGAUCAUAAACAGAACAGCUCGACCAUUUUUCUCCCCGCCAACAGUUGGAUCCUCUGAAGCUACAAGUUCAGUCAUGGAACUCCCUCCAACCCCAUCCCAUGACUCCACAACACACUUUGAACCACAGCCUUCAACUUACCAAAUGCACGCAAGACCUGUUUUCUCUCCACCACCACCACCUCCGCCUUCAUAUCCAACUCCUCCUCUCCCUAGCUACUCCAGCCCUCCUCCACCUGACACAGCCUAUGCUCCCUCACCCCAACCUUCUUCCUACUACAUCCGCCCAUCUGCCCCCAGGCCUACAUUUGUCCCUGAACUCUUGAGCGAGAAGAGAUCCUCAACGCCUAUCAAAACGGGUAUCCUCGAUGAGGGCCGGUCUCGCCGAGCAACCCGUAAGUCAAUGUUCACAUUUCAGGAGAAGCCAAAAGUGGCUCCGAAUCCUGAACUCCUGUCCUUGGUGCAGGGUGCAGAUGAAAAGAAGAAACCGAAACCCCAGCCAGAUGCAGCGCAGGAGGAGGAGCUGCUAGCUCUUGGGGCCGAAGCCUCAAACUUCCUGGCCAAGGAGGACGUUCACGAGGAAGCUUUAGUGCCACAGUGGGCCUCGAGUUUGAAAAGCUCCAGGACACGUGACAGGACGGAGCACAAGCCUGAGCACAAGCCUGAGCAAGCCCUGACCAAUGCUUCAGGAAAAGGAGCUGAACUGUUUGCCAAACGCCAGUCGAGAAUGGAAAGGUACGUCCAUGACAGCAAGGAGCUGAGAUCUCCCUCUCCUACCACGUCCUUGCCUCCUUCGUGGGUGUAUCCAUCCAACAUGCCCGGUCGAGUAAAGGCCAUAGUGAACACCUCUAAUAUUAGUUUGCAGAUUUCAAAGACACUUCAAGCUCAGCAGGCCACACAGAAAAAGACUAUCCCUGCCAAAAUGCCAGGACCCGCUCUGUCUCCACCACCAGAGAUACCCUUGGAGAACGGUUGCACUAAAAUCGAGAUGGAGCUGUCAAGACAUCAGCCGUACCAGCUCAACUCAUCCCUCUUCAUCUUCAACCCAACAAAAGAUCCCUACAGCACUCUUCCCAGAGCCGCCCCAGCUCCUAAACCUGUCAUGACAGCCCACUCCUACUCGAGACAAUCGUCCCUCCCAACAAGCCCAUUGCCAUCACCGUACAGCCCGUCUGCUGCCUAUCGGUCAGCCCAUUGCUUUUCGCCUCCCAUGACGCCUCUCAGUCCCAUCACAGCAAGCAGCGUCAGUUCCCCAGUGUCUCCAUUAGCUCCAGGACGUGUGGCUUCACCUCGCUCUGGCGUCCAAGCUCCACGUCCUACGUUCUCCGCCAAAAAAGCUGGUAUCACCCCACAGAUUAAGGAGGAGACCCCGGCACCAGUUAUUAGCCCCGGCUCCACCACCCCAACCUCCAGGACGCCCAACCUCACUCGACGCUUCACCAGCCCCGAGGUGCUUUCCACUGCUGUCUGGUCCCCCAGCAGCCCUCUAGUGACCUCUACAUCAUCCAGCCCCAUCUACAAGCCCACACCAAUCUCCCCCUCCCCCCGACCCAUCCAUAGGCCCGUCGCGACAUGCCCUUCCCCAAGACCCAUCCACAGACCCAUUGCAACCACUCCAGGUACCAUCUUCAAGCCUACCGCCACCUCUCCUGUGUCUCCACCCUGGGAAACCAGGUGCCAGUCCCCGGCCGCCAUCCAGGACACCAAAGCCAACCAUCGCAUUUUGGCCAAAAACAUCAUCAAUGCCGCCAAGCGGAAAAACAGUCCGUCUCCCAGGUCGCUGAGCGGGCGCAGUCUGCCCAUCUCCCCGGUGAACGGUGGGAUCUUGCCUUAUGAACACAAGCCCGCUAGUCCCUUUCAGCCACGGAUGCUGGGGGCUCAGUCGCCCACCCUUACCAGUCCAUCGCCCACCCGCAUGAUCCACUCUCCGGUGCGUUUGUACAACACCCGCUCGCUGACCGACUCCGACGCCUCGGUCGAGUCUGAGGAUUCAGGUCUGCGCUCUCCAGGAGUGCGCAGCCACAACACCUGCCCCCGUGGCUGGACCGGCGGUCUGCAGGUGAAGAGGGGAGGCCUGCCUGAAGAUCUGUAGGAAGCACUUAAGGAUGAUUUAUACUUCAGCCUGAUUUCGUGGUAGACCAAAGUGCCCCAUAAAUAUUGAA
This is a messenger RNA of Rhinichthys klamathensis goyatoka, 4153 nucleotides long. Its product is annotated as synaptopodin 2-like protein. NCBI's taxonomy places the organism in Eukaryota, Metazoa, Chordata, Actinopteri, Cypriniformes, Leuciscidae. Bases 1186 to 4083 code for a protein of 965 amino acids. The transcript has 4 exons. Gene Ontology annotation, cellular component: Z disc; actin cytoskeleton; nucleus. Gene Ontology annotation, molecular function: actin binding. Gene Ontology annotation, biological process: positive regulation of actin filament bundle assembly. The record is from RefSeq and is a predicted model, not a curated record.